Molecule: messenger RNA, 5074 nt
Organism: Conger conger (European conger)
Lineage: Eukaryota; Metazoa; Chordata; Actinopteri; Anguilliformes; Congridae
Gene: usta
Product: uronyl 2-sulfotransferase a
Exons: 9
Coding region: 215-1543 (442 amino acids)
Cellular component (GO): membrane
Molecular function (GO): sulfotransferase activity
Source: RefSeq, a predicted model, not a curated record
AGGAGUAGGAUGGAUUCGCGACUUCUCUCGCAGAAAUUGUCCAGACGUGGAUAGGACAGGCAACGGGAAACCGAGCACGUAUCGUAGGGGUAGAUGCGUGCGUUUUCCUUCUAGCGAGUAUUUGCCUACUUUCAAAUGAUAUCAACGCAAAAAGUUUCACUUUUCAGAGGCGGAUGGAUGACUACCAUUCUCGGCGACUUUAUGUGAGGAGGAGAUGAUGAAUUACAGCAACAGUCCCCGCCACAAAAAUCAGACCCUAAAUCACACAAGAGAUCGGAACAACAAGAAGAGCAACUGGCUUUCAGCGACUUUGUUACGAUUUUCCCUACGUGAUUAUGGUUUCUGCAUGGCUACCCUGUUCCUCUUCUGUUUUGGUUCACUGUUCUAUCAGUUGAACGGAGGACCCCCUAAAAUUCUUCUGGAAAUCCGACAAUAUCUUGGCGUGUUUGGGAAAAGUCCCUGGCCAAACAGAAUGGCUUCCAGGCUCAGUGUCCACAGGGACAGGCAAGGAAAGGGGUCGCCUCUGACCUUCAAGAAGGAGAAGAAAGGAGAGUCCACGUUCCUGGAUGACCACGGGGCCCCGUCUCCCAGAGUCCUGCCCUUCCCGAGUCAGGUGGUGUAUAACCGGGUGGGGAAGUGCGGAAGCCGGACGGUGGUCCUGCUGCUCCGGAUCCUGGCCGAGCGGCACCGGUUCAACCUGGUCUCCUCCGACAUCCACAACAAGACCCGGCUCACCAAACAUGAGCAGGUGGACCUGAUGCGAAACAUUAGCAACAUUCCCCAGCCGUUCCUUUACACCCGCCACGUGCACUUUCUCAACUUUACACGGUUUAGGAUAGAGCAGCCAGUGUACAUAAACAUCAUCAGAGACCCGAUAAACCGUUUUCUGUCCAACUACUUCUUCCGACGCUUCGGGGACUGGAGAGGGGAGCAGAACCACCUGAUCCGAACUCCUGGGAUGAAGGAUGACGAGAGAUAUCUAGAUAUUAAUGUGUGCAUCCUCGAGAAUUACCCAGAAUGCUCCAACCCCCGCCUCUUCUACAUCAUCCCCUAUUUCUGUGGGCAGCAUCCCCAGUGCAGGGAGCCGGGCCUGUGGGCACUGGAGCGGGCCAAGCAGAACGUUCUGGAGAACUUCCUCCUGGUGGGGGUUCUGGAGGAGCUGGAGGACGUGCUCCUGCUACUGGAGAGGCUGCUGCCGCACUUCUUCUCCGACGUGCUCAGCAUCUACAAGAGCCCAGAUUACCGUAAGAUGGGGAACAUGACGGGGACGGUGCGGAAGCAGACGCCCUCGCUGGAGGCCCUGCACGUGCUGUACCAGCGCAUGCGCUACGAGUACGACUUCUACAACUUCAUCCGCGACCAGUUCCACCUCACCAAGCGGAAGAUCGGCCUCAAGUCCGUCUCCCGGCCCACGCACCAGCCCAACUUCCUGCUGAACUUGGCCCUGAAAACGCAGGAGCCCCUGGCCGAGGAGGACGAGGACGAGGGCCAGGAGCCGGAGGACGACCUGGAGGACGCCAACAGCUGGCUGGUGCAGCCCUGAGGGGUCUCCGCGGAGACGGGAGGCGUGGCCAGAGCGCCUGGGCGGGGCUACAGGGGGAAAGGGGGAGGGGCUCAGCCCCUCUGUUUUCCGAGCAUUCCCAGUCGCUUGGGGGUGUGGAUGACGAUGAUAUCCGUGUUUUUACGGGUGGCCGGUUCCAUGCCAGCGGGGACGUGAGCGUUCGCUUCACGUGAGCCGACGGUUCAAAAGCUUCAGAAAAUAGAUUCUCUUUUUUUUCUUUUUUUUUAAUGAUCAGUUUUUAAAGAAGCAGCUUUUUUUUUGUUUGUUUGUUUUGGUUCUAUUAUUUUUUUUUUGCUCAAAUCAGGAGAGCGCCGUGUCUCAGCCCUCCUGGUGGGCCCAGAAGCCGCCAUCUUGGGUAGUAAUCAGUCUGUGGAUGGACCUGUCUGUAAUGGCAGUCAGGAGAGCGCUGGAAGAGCCGCUGCAGAAAUGGCGGUGGGAUGUCCCAGUCCCGGUCAGACGGGCGGGUCCCAGUCACUGUCCGCCAUGAGCCCAGUCUCGGGUCAGAAGUGUGCGUCGCGUUUAAUGCAAAAAAGACAGAAGUUUGGUCGUCUCGCAGAUCAGAUCGAACCAGAUCUCACGAGCGCUCUCCCAGUGGUGGAGUCUUAGUCCGAGUCGCGUUUGGUAACUUUUUUAAAUCCACUUGGAUGUUUUGCAUGGCGCGGCACGGCUUGGAGAAGGCGUGUCGAUCUCAUUCCGGCUGCCGUGGGACAGGGUUGUGGCGGCGUUUCCUCAAAAACACGAUAGACAGGGUACAAUUGGCCAUCAGAUUGGGAGAAAUAUUUGAAAAAAUCUGAAACAAUGAAAAAGUAAAUCUGCAGUCCCAUGCUUUCCUGCCAUAGACCCUCAAUUCGACACAUCUACCGUCUCCUCUCAUUGGUCUGAUUUAGGCUUACCGUGGGAAACGGACACUAGUGUACAGACAGGUGAUCAGCACCGAUGUCUGUGAUUGGUUGGCUCUCCCACUCAUUCAGAUGCAAGCCAAUGGCAUUUCAUCGUCAAAUCCUACAAGUGCUGUAUUCUGAGUUGUGACAUCAUAUUAAGGGCUUGUGAGACUCAAACUGGGAAGGCGCAUUUUUAACCCUUUGAAGAGCAGGGCUUUUUGGAAUCAUUUUUUUCUUCAACAUUCUUAAGUCAGUGUUCUAGAACUCCAUUCACUUCCAUUACCAGUAGUGAUUGUGACAUCAGCGUUAGAAUGCUCAGUUAUGAACAUUCUAAUGGCAUUUUUGUGGCCUCACACCUUAAAGGGUUAAGCUGACAUCUGUCCUGCGUAUGUGAGUUUCAUGACCGAUAAGCGUGCCGAUUUUAACAUGGAGCACCCCAAGUGUAGCUGCCUGUUAAUCUAUGUACAUUCUGUCUAUGCAGUAGCGUCCACUUGUGCACUCCAAAUCAAAAUCAUUGUGAUUUCAACCAAUUUUUUUUUUUUUUUAAAUGAACACAAUAAAUAAUGAUAUUUUAUUAAAACAAAGAGAUGGGAGAUGUAUAUUUUUUACUUAAAACCUAUUGUUUUGUGUUUUGUUUUUGUUUUUUUCAUCUUCACUAAAAAUCAUUUCACACGCAAACCACCAGCAUCUGGAAGGUUACGGUUCUAAAUUAAGUUUCAUCUGUUCCAUGUUUCUCUUUCACGGACUGUCAUUCAGACGCAGAUGCCUGUAAUAUACGCCUGUCCUUGCAUACCAGUGUAUGUACUGGUAAUAUACCAAUACUGUACCUGUCUUUACUGGCUGACAGUGCCACACUGUUUCAAGUGCUCAUUUGGGUUUUCUUAAUUCAGUGCUGUCCUCUGCAUAGACAGAGAUAUUCAGAAAAAAAAAAAUCAUUGUUGUACUACAUCACAGAAACAUGCCACAUAUUUCAGUGACACUUGACUUGAACUGUUUUCCGUGAAGCAUGCCUACAGUAAAACUGCGUAGGAUAAUAAUGACAAUGUCAUCGCCGUCUAUUACAGCGUAAUAUCACCAUUAUAAUGUAUGCAGUGAAUUUUACACAGCAGAUUUCAAAACGGGUGUUACCAAGUGACUGCAGGUUACAUCAUGUCACAUCGCAAGCAGUGGCGCGUUGUCCUCACCGGACGUAUGUUCAAGACGGCGAACGUUAGCGGCAGACUACGUUAGCAGCAAACAGUUGCUGUUGAACGAUUUUAAAUGAACAUUCCAUUUAGGUCGCCACCAACGCCUUUUAUUACAAAUUGAUGAGACCUAGGUCUAGCAAGCUAGCUAGCUGGUUCGUUGCUUACCUGAGAUCUAUUUUUGAAGGUAAGACCACAUUAUUACAUAGAUUAUCGUGUAUUAGAACAGCCAAAUAAUUGUCAACUUUCAUUCUCUCUGGCCACCUUUUCAAACCGUUAGCGAACGUUUGUGGCGAACAGAAAAAGUUUGAAUAUGUUGGCUAACGUUUGCCAUCUUGAUUGCACGUCAGUUGUAACAGGUGUUAUGUCACGCUUAUGACAGUGCUGCUUCUGCGUUAUACCAUGUAGUUCAAGUAAAAGGUUUCUGAUAUUACAGGAGAUGAAUCAACAUCACAGAAAACCGGACAGUAUUUGCAGAAUUGGUCGGGAAUUGGUCGGGAAAUGUUAUCUUUAAGCAAGAAUUCAGGAUAAUCCGGAACAAAUUCACCAAAAUAUGAAUUCAGAGAAUUCAAAGUUGAAUGUUCUACCAUUUUAAACCGACAGAAUAGGUUCUCAGACCACAAGUUUUUGAGAACUGUUGAAACUUUACUGUACAGUAUAGGAGUUUGGUUCUAUUGCAUUAAUUGUUGUCAUUGUUGCUGUUGUGCAUUCUCAGAUGGGGCACAAAUAUUGUUUUACCGUCGCUGUUCAAAGCUUUUUCCGUAAAAACAAAAAAAAGUCUUACAGAAAAAAGAAGCCAAGUAUGUGUGCUUGACAACGAGCAUAUCUGAGAAUGGUAUUUUCCAAACCAAAUCUCACAAACUGUCAGCCAAGGGUUUACUGUUACACUAUUAUUUGGAUCUAACCGAAGCUCCUGAUCUCUAACACAUUGCAAACUUCAGAAGGCAAAACCCUACAAACCGAUGUUUGAUUAGCAUUGAAACCCCCGCCAUCCCAUUAGAAAUUUGUCUUUAAAGAAGUUGGCACAUAAUAUAAGUAGUAUAAUGUUGUAAUCUGGUAUAACUUCACUUGUCAUACUACAUGCCAGUUUAAUAUACAGCUUUGUGUAUUUAAAAAAGUGUACUGUGUUCUGGAUUAUCUUUUUGACAGUUUAAUUUAUUAUAUGUAUACGUUGCAUUCCAGAUGUUUUUUCUCAGGAAAAAGGGUGUUUUUAGAGAGAAUUUGUGCUUCAGCAUUUGGCAUCUAACAGUUAUCAAGUACUUGUCAUUAGCAUUUAUCAGAGUUUUAAGUACCUAAAUAAACAUUUGAACUGCCUAAAUGCCUGCUUUAUUGAGGAACCUUUUGGGUUUUUGUUUUUUUUUCCCUAAAUUUUCAAAAUGGAACGGUCUGUUGUCUUGGACAGCUUUUGAAAUAAAUAUCUUCUAACAAAAUUAACUGAGUUUAUCAUA